Molecule: messenger RNA, 676 nt
Organism: Hordeum vulgare subsp. vulgare (domesticated barley)
Lineage: Eukaryota; Viridiplantae; Streptophyta; Magnoliopsida; Poales; Poaceae
Product: protein MEN-8-like
Exons: 1
Coding region: 95-418 (107 amino acids)
Biological process (GO): systemic acquired resistance
Molecular function (GO): fatty acid binding
Source: RefSeq, a predicted model, not a curated record
ACACCACAAUCAACUGCCCCACCACACACACGCACGCACGCACACAUCAAGCGCAGCUGAUCCACCAGUCGGUCGAUCCGACAUCUAGCUAGCCAUGGCCGCCGGGAGGAAGGUGAUGAGCAACUCCUCCGGUGUUGCCGCCGCGCUGGUGGUGGCGCUGCUGUUGGUUGCCGCGGCGUCGGGCGCGGCCGGGGCCCGUGUGUGCAACGUGGACACGAACAGCCUGGUGAGCAACUGCAGGUCCUACUGCACGGUGGGCAGCACGGAGGCCAGCCCCAGCGGCGCGUGCUGCGCGGCGGUGCGCGGCGGUGACUUCCACUGCCUCUGCAAGUACAAGAGUGUGCUGCCCAAGGACAUCGACGGCAACCGCGCCAUGCAGAUCCCCGGAAAGUGCGGCUACGGGGCGGUCAACUGCUAGUCGCGCACUACCAGCAGCUCCAUUCGCGCCGGUGUGGUCUGCCGGUCGCCGGUUACACGAGUACUGUAGAUCAUAACGUUGUGGUUUGCUGUCAACUUUGGCUGAUCCGAUCGUGCUCCUGCGUGGUGGGUGCAUGCUCUGUGUUGGCCAUGCAUGCUACCUAUGUAUCCUCUUCUGCUUUUCGUAACUCGUAAGCCACAUGCAUGUUGCUGUGUGUCCACAACUAUGUGGCAGAAAUAAAACUAAAUUUCCCGUGUC